Molecule: messenger RNA, 1149 nt
Organism: Erigeron canadensis
Lineage: Eukaryota; Viridiplantae; Streptophyta; Magnoliopsida; Asterales; Asteraceae
Product: F-box protein At1g53790-like
Exons: 1
Coding region: 1-1149 (382 amino acids)
Molecular function (GO): protein binding
Source: RefSeq, a predicted model, not a curated record
AUGUCAGGAUACAUCCCUCUCGAAGUUCAAGAGGAAAUAUUGAAAUGGCUUCCUGUGAAGCCACUGGUUCAAUUUCGAUCAGUCUCAAAAACAUGGAAGUCUUUGAUCGACAGCCCCCAGUUUUUCGCUGCUUACGGUGUCCGCCAAACUCACCCGAAUCGUUUGAUUUUAAGGUAUAAAGAUAUUAUUGAUUCUAAGAAAAAAUAUCUAACAUUUGUUGAUAAUGAUAAUAAUACUUUUAUCAAACAAGAUUUUGUUCCCACUGUUCCUAGCCUCAUUAAGACACUUGCCCGGUCAAAUGUAGUCGGUAGCUCUCGCGGUUUGUGGUGCUUUAACGUUUGCUCUAAAUGUCGUGGAAAAAAGAUAGUUGUUAUUUGGAAUCCUGUAAUUAAUAAAUCCAUUGGUAUUGAAAUUAUAUUUAUGUGUGAUUAUUCGUCGAAUAUUGCUGCUGAAUUUAUUGGUUUUGGGGUUUGUCCUGUUACCUUGGAUCCUAUUAUAGUCAAGAUUGAAUAUCUCGGCCGUGGUAAUCCUUGGAAGGUUGGAGUAUUUACUUUGAGCACUGGUACUUGGAGUAUUCAAUCUACCAAUCUGCUCCGCAAACCAUAUAAACUAAUAGGGUCUCAGGUUGUUAUCGAUAGGUUUAUUUAUUGGCUUGCUUAUGAUUUUUUUGGUGGUGAAAAUGGUAAAUCUAGAUUUGUGAUCAUCUUGUUUGAUUUGACUGCUAAAGAAUUUAAAGAGAUUAAUGUUACCGGUAGUUUAACAAACCAGCUUUAUUGGAUUCGGGCUAUAUCUAAGCUACGGGAGUCUCUUGUUUUGCUUGCAUACCACAAAGAGUCUGAGAAAGAUCCACCAGUUCGUAGUCUAUGGAAGAUGAAGGAGCAAGGUAUUAGUAAUUCAUUUAGAAAGCUAUACACCAUUAACCUACCACAUACCAGAGUAAAGAGAUUACUAGGAUUUAGGAAUACGGGGGAUCUUAUACUCGAAACAAAGCAAAAACACAAACAAAGGGAACUUGGAAUUUACGAACCCAACUCAGGAGCCAUUGAUAAUCUUGGAAUUGUUGGAAAAGAUUAUUCCUUUAUGUGUUGUAUGGAAACACUGCUUUUGCAUGAUCAGUUAGAUGGUUUUAUAUAUUUUACCAAUAAUUGA